Messenger RNA from Setaria italica (foxtail millet), 2806 nucleotides. RefSeq lists its product as uncharacterized. The coding region runs from base 207 to 2492 and encodes 761 amino acids. The transcript has 8 exons. The record is from RefSeq and is a predicted model, not a curated record. NCBI's taxonomy places the organism in Eukaryota, Viridiplantae, Streptophyta, Magnoliopsida, Poales, Poaceae.
UAAGUUGAAUGAGGGUUCUUGUUCUUGGGUUCUCCCCCUCUUUCUCUCUCCCUUCUACAUCUGUGCGGCGGCGGCGGCGGCGGCGGCGGCCUCUCAUCCCCAUCCAAAGCGAGCAGCGAGCAGCCUUAUCUGCUCUCAGUCCUCACGUGGCCACGCCGAAGACCAGAGCAGAGCUGCGCCGCGCCCUCGUCUGAUUCUGAGGAAGGAUGGGGUCGGAAAGGGAUGAGGAGGGUGGGGUGGGGGAACAAUCCUCUGUAGCGGCCGGCGACGAGCCAGAUCGGACGGCGGCGACCACGGAAUUCCUUCCGAGCAUGGUGAAUCAGGAAUGGGACAAGGCGGGGUGCACCGACGAAUCCAUCCAGAAGUGGACGGCGGCCGACGUCUUCCGUCCAGGCGAGCUGAUCGAAUGGCGAAUCCCCACCACAGGUGAGACUCCGUCGCCGUCCAUCCUGGAGGACCAGCUUGUGGUCUUGUCUCUGAAUCACAUAAUGUGCGGCCUGAGGACGGACGCGAGCGAUUUCCUGGUCAGAGUGCUCGAGCACUACGACAUCGAGUGGUCUCACCUCACCCCGAACUCGAUUACCGCACUGAGCAUCUUUGCCCACCUGAGUGAGGCCUACUUGGGUGUGCCACCGACGGUGGAGGUGUUCGCGCACUUCUACAGGCUCUACACCAAUAAUAAAGGAGAAACAGUCACACUCGGGGGUGUCUACUUCCGGCUGAGGGACAAGAUGAGGAGGAGUUAUCCGGUUUACUACUUGAAGGCCUCACAGUUCGGGUGGACUUCUCUGUGGUUCUAUGCAAAGUUACCGCAGAGCUGCAGAUUGACCUUCAAGGGUGAAACACUGAAGGAGACAAACAAUUGGAAGGAUGUGUUGCUUCUUUCCCCUGAGCAGGAGAAGCAGGUUCGCCAAAUCGAGGAGCUGAGCAACCAAGGGUUGACUGGUGUAGACAUUGUCCACGACUACCUCAAGCACCGGAUAAGCCCUUUGCGCCGAAGAGCGCAUUUGUCGUGCAACUACACUGGUCCAACAGAUCCCACCAGGGAUUCGGAUAAAGACAUUUCUGAGGAAGACAUUGAGAGCAGGCUAAGCUACCUUCUAGACCUUAAGAAGACAGGGCAGAAGGAGCCCCCAAAGAGACCUAAUGUUCCAACCAGCCUGAUUAGAGCAUCAGUCGAUCGAGCCAAUCAACCUAUCGGCUUGCUGAAUGUUCUGCCGACUCUCAGAGCUAAGAAGAAAGCAGUUGAUGAGCUGACAGCUCCAAGGACAGCUCCAAGAAGUAUUAGGAAAUCUUCGGAUAAUGAUCUUGCCCCAGCAUCCCCACGAAGAUGCACAAGGCAAUCUGCUAUUACCAGGAAGGUACCUCCAGCUCCUGAAAUUGAUUCUUCCGAAGAUGAGGAGAUUCCAGAACCAGAAGCCAGAACAACUAUAACAACUGCAGCUUCUCCGAACCGGGGCGUGGAGCAGAAAUCUAUAGAGAACCCUGCUGAGAUUGAAGGGGGGAAAAGAGUAGCAUUGGUGAAGCCUAUUUCCUCAGGUGGCAAAAGAAAGUUCUUCGCCUCCCCUUCUGGUUCUCAGAGAAAACCAAAGUACUCAUUUAUUUCCGCUAUGGCAAAGACCAGGACACCAUCUUCGGACACUGGUUGUAUGAAAGGGACUUCCUUGAGAAAAGAGGCAGCAGUGGCCCUGAAUCCUCAGUCACCAGGAUCAACUCGACCCUCACCUGCCUCUUCAAUGGAAAAGGGUGAGAAGAGAGCGCUGUUCAUACUAGCUAAUGUGGUCAACCAGAAUAAUGUGGCUGAGGACUCUGUGUCGAAUGCACUCCUUGACCAGCGUGUUAGGGAUGAUCCUCCCAAAGAAGCCGAUCCUACACAAUCUAUUGCUGAGAGAGUUCAACACCAGGAAGCCAUUAAGGAAUCAGCUCCCAUUGCGGUGCCUAAUCCAGAGGAAAUAAACAGUGAGGUGAUAUGGGAGAGGAUGCAGAAAGUUUACAGUGAAUUUCUGUCUUCGAGAGAGACAACAUUUUCUGAGCUUUUAGAACAAGCAAAGAAGCUGGUCGUGGCAAGCAAGCACCCGAAUGAUGAGCACAUAAUGCUUGAACAACAAGUGAAAGACCUCAAAGGAAACAUAAGCCUCUUAAAAGACAUGAUGACGAAAGCCAAGCAGGAGACAUUAAAAGGAAUAGAAGAAAAUACAAAGCUGAAAGAUGAGAUCAGAGACCAGAAGAAGAUGAUCGAUGAGCUAAGUAAGCAAAACGAGUCAACCCAGGAGUCCUUGGCUCAAAAAUACGCAGAGGUGAACCACCUCAAAGAAGAGGCUGCUCAAAAAUGCGCAGAGGUGAACCGCCUCAAAGAAGAGGCUGAAGGGCUCAAGAAAGACAAGGAAGAGCUGCAAUCACGUGUCUCACGUGCCAAUGAACUUCUCCAGCUCAUGACGAGUGCUUUGUGCCAGGGAAAGGGUGCUGACAACAGGCAGCUUCCUGACUUUUGACGCCUAGAACUUCAGAAAUGCUGAUAGCAAGGAUCGAAUCAAAAUUUCAUGUUUUGUGCAUCUAGCCCUAGGCUAACCGAUUCAGCCAGCGUUUGGAGGUAGACAAGGUUGGACUCUUGGAAUGCUGGACUGUACUCGUAUGUAUAAAUAGCAUCAGGACUCCUAUUGUCGAGUGUACGGGGAACUUUGUGGUAGAUCUGUUUAACCACCUGGGUGCUUAAACGGUGUUUUAAUUGUAAGCGCAAGUCCUUUGUGCUUAAAGAAGAGUUUUGGUAAGUUUCAGGCAAAGUUCAAGCUUUGAGGCUCUCUAUUUA